Bradysia coprophila is the source of this 1006-nucleotide messenger RNA. RefSeq lists its product as uncharacterized. NCBI's taxonomy places the organism in Eukaryota, Metazoa, Arthropoda, Insecta, Diptera, Sciaridae. The record is from RefSeq and is a predicted model, not a curated record.
CCAUUUUUGUGGGAUUAUAAAAACCAGCAAAAGAUCGUUAUGUUCAUCAGUUUACAUUGUGUAUUGUACUAAAAAAAAUUACCCAUGAAAUUUGUGGUCGCUUUCUUGGCAGUUAUUGCCAUUGGUUUUGUCAGUGCUAAGCCUGUCGCGGAUCCGGGUGGCCUACUUGGCGGUCUACUUGGUGGUCUCCUUGGCGGUCUCGGCGAUGUUCUAAGGAAUCUGCUUGGAUUAGUUGACAGUGCAUUUGGCAAACUAGAUGGCAUAAUUCAGAUUCUUCUAAAUACACUUCGCCAAAUCGGUGAAAACGAUACUGAAACUAUUAAUGAAAUACGUGAUGUUGUCAACAGUUAUUGGGAAGAUAUCGUUCCCCUAAUCGAGAAUUUCCCGUCACUAAAUCACCUCAACAAUGCUGUAGGAUCAUCAACCGGCAGCAUUGUCGUCACAAUUAUUGGCAUUAUCAACGUUUGCAUCGGGGAAAUUAAAUCCAUCAUAGAAGAUGCCACAGGCGAAAUUGGUGGACUUGAUAACAUCGACGUUCUUUUUAAUGACUUCCUUUGCUACGUCAUAAAAGUUUUAAGUGCAGCUAGCGCAUCCUUGACCAGCGUCCUCCACCCUGCCAACGUUAAUUUUGUUAAUAUCGAAUCGAAUUUCCGAUCAAUCGUCCAAUUUCUUGCUGAUGCCAUCGCUGAAAUUCAGUCAUCAGUCAGCAGUGACAACAGCGGCAUUUUCGUACCAAUUUUUGAACAACUAGGAAUUUAUGUUACCGUGUUUGUACAACAACUGACAACUUAUGCUGGUACCAUCACUCUUAACGGAAUACCCGGUCUACUCGAUUUGGAAGGUUUCCUUACCUCGUUCUUAGCUUCACUCAACUCCCUUGGACUCAAUUGCCCAGCCUAACCUGACGCUUCGAUUUUGUGUUCACACAGGAAUUAAGUUUCAUCUUUAGAAAUUCUAAGGCGAUUUACUCAUUUUUAAUAAACGCUGUUUACUGUUGAUAAAUGUU